UGAGAAUGACAAAUUAACAACGAUUGGACGAACCAUUAUAUUGUGUAUUAUAUUACUCCAUCUUAAUUAUAUAUAUACUUUUCUAAGACAUAGUUUCAAAGUUCAUCGAUAUAACCCAAAUAUUUAUUCUAGUCGAUAGAGGCCAUCUCAACAUGAUACUAGUUAGAGAAGGUGAUGAAACAAUAUGUACUCACCCUCACCAUGAGGUUUUUUCUACUACUGAGGCACGUGACAUCUUGCACUCUUUAUUAGCGAAUCACCCUCAUUUGAAUUCCAUUGCUUCUGCAUACCGUUCAUUGUCGCAAGGAAUGCUUUCCCUCUCACGUAAUUCUGAUUUCCUGAUAACAAGAGAAACUAAAUGUGUUUAUGUAGCCCAAAAGGAGUAUGCUACCGUGGAUCCUUCAUUAGUUGAUGUAAUCGGCACUGAUGGGCAAGGAGGUUGUGUUGGUGUUGUCAUGCGGAACCCUAAAAGUGGAUUGAUAAGUGUUGCUCAUGUGGAUUUUCCAAAAGUUGUUGAUAAAGGCCUCAACCGAAUGUUGUCAUCCCUCCUUAUGGAUGAAGAGAGCGAGAAUGAAAUUGUUGAUGUGCAUAUAAUAAAUGGUCACAAUGAGGCACCACGUGAAGAAAGUGAAACCCGCACGGAAGGAAUUUCUUAUGAAAUUUGUGUGAAGAUAAUCGAAUUUCUUUGUAAAAGCACCAAGAGAUUCAAUAUGAAAACUUUGCACACUCUUAAUCGCAACACCAGCUAUGAUAAACAGGGAAAUUCUCAGCCAAUGUUUUCCGGUUUUUUGGUGGAAACUGCGAGUGGGUUAAUAUUUCCUGGAUGGUUUGACAACGCAACAAUAUGCCCAGAUUCAGUCGUUAGGAAAGCUCGACUAAACACUGCUCUUUUUUGCCCUGCCACUUGGGAAGAUGACAGGUUGCUAGACACAUAUGACACUCGCUCCGACAAGUUUGUUAUUACUCCCUGCCCUUGGGACAUGAAUUUUGUGAAAAGUCGUGAAGCACGCCAAAAGCUACCUGAUCGUGAAAUAAUUAACAAUUCUUUUACUACUCCCGUUAGUGAAAAAGAUGUUUCUUUCUACGCAACUUUAAUAAGAAGCUUAUACGGAGUACUACGUAGUGUGAGAAUUAUGGGAAGGCCGUACUCCGAAAGAAGCUUUGACAGGGAAUGUGAUUUUUUUAUCAAGCACCCGGAUUGGAAAGAGACAUUUCCAGCUGGACAACCCCGUAUAUUCAUAAGAGGCAUUGAUGGGAGCUGGACAAGAUCAUACAUUGAGCAUCCUCAGAUAUCCAAAAGAAGAACUGCUUCCUAGCUGAUGGGGUUUGCAUUGCCUCAAAGACCGAAGAAAGAGUUGCAAUUAGUUGUAGUGUGUCGAUUUAUGUAAACUCUCAUUUCGUUUUAGACUUACAUGUAUAUAUAGUACGUUAUGAUUAAUGUCGUUGUCCCUUCGGGGACAUCCAAUAAAAGUGGAACGAUACGUUAUGAUUGCUUCUGGGCAAAGAAGUAUCUAGUAUAUCUAUCAUAUACAUAUGUUUAAUAUUUAUAAAGCAUAUUUAAAAAAAUG
Molecule: messenger RNA, 1568 nt
Organism: Cuscuta epithymum
Lineage: Eukaryota; Viridiplantae; Streptophyta; Magnoliopsida; Solanales; Convolvulaceae
Source: the annotation of a GenBank genome assembly